Amoebophrya sp. A25 is the source of this 702-nucleotide messenger RNA. The record is from the annotation of a GenBank genome assembly. NCBI's taxonomy places the organism in Eukaryota, Dinophyceae, Syndiniales, Amoebophryaceae.
AUGGUGAAGCUGACGGGGAUCGGCGCCAGUCGCGAAAUUUCGAAGGCGAUGUUAUGGCUACAGCUAGUCCAUUCUCGUAGAGGCUCCCAAGUGUGUGCUUGCGACUUGUAGCGCAUAUGCUUGCCGGGGUUCUGCGUCGGUGGAUUAGGGGUAGGGGCGCUAAUGAUGAAAAUGAAUGCUCGCGAGGAGGAGCGCUGGAACAAGCUGCUGGACAAAAUCAGCGAGGGCCGCGGGACCAAAGCAGACUUGAAGCGCUUACAGUUAAGGCAUAAGCUACCCCACUCCUGCGGGAUGCGUCUCGCGUCAAUUGCCGGUGUCCGCGAAAUUUUCCCAGUGGGUGGGUAGCUUAUGCGCCUAAGGCAAGCAAUUCAGGAACGGGGCAAAGAGUGCCAGAGGGAGAAAGAAAAAUGCGAAGAGCAGAAGAAGAAACUCGCGCGCACGAUUUCCGGGCUUCGCUGUUCGGGGUUCUCUGCAGUGUGCAAACCCCAAAAAAAGCGCAAACGGAACCCCACAGAGGAGGAGUCGGAUUUGGAGUCUUUUUUCUCUGAAUCUUGUCCCGAGUAUGAGUUAGAGGGCGUGGAUCCAUUCCUGGAGACGAUCGAAGAGGAGCACGCGGGGCAGGUGGAUGAGAGUGCCCCCGGAUGUUCGGCCGCCGCGUCGUCGUCGAAGUCCAUGGGAAUCGUGCCGGGAUUGGUUCCGCAU